CAAAACUAAAAACGCCUUUCGAGACAACAGAAGGAAAGGAACUACAGCAAACCCCUCCGUUUGCUCAUGGAAAAAACAGCAGCGGAGCAUAUUCACCGAAACCUUUGACACUUUUAAAUGUUAAAAUGUACUAACAGGAGAGGCACACUUGACCUACAAUUAAUUAGUGACACCGAGCUUCUGUAAAAUUAUACCAAUAUUUUUAGUGUUUUUACUUUACGUGGGCAAAUUUCUUUCCUAGCACGUUAGCAAAGCGACUUCCUCUCUUGUGUAUGAGGUAACGUUACAGAUGCCGUGCCAGCUGUGUUAUUUACGCUUUUAAAAGCUUGGAAGCCGAUUAUGAUAAUUGAUACCAACUGGUGAGAAGCAUGGAGCUGUACUGGUACAUAGUCGUCAUAAUAUUUAUUAUGAUUAAAAUCUUCUUCUACAUCUGCUGGUACCGCUCAAGGCAAAGACAGCUCGCUGCAUACCUCAGCAAUCCUCGCAAUGCACAGAUUGUCAUUGUGGGAGGAAGAGCUUACCUGCACCAGAUCUGUGAAAGACAAAAUACAUCAAUCUGGCCCAGUUGGUACGGCGUUCAGGACGACAGCUCUGUAGGCGAACCGUCCGCCUCUCUUCCACCAUCAUCAUCGCUUUCUCAUCUGGACAUGCCUCCACCGUAUGAGGCCGUUUCUGGAGCAAACGAUCUGAAGCCUCCGCCGUACAGCGAGGUUGCUCAAAAUGACGACACCGACACAUCCCUGAGCAUCACCAUCCCGGACGGUCACGAUUCUAGCACCAUCACCGAUGCCCCACCUCCUUACACGCCCAGUGCCAUCUCUCCAGCCAAUCAGCAAGUAGACAACAGCCAGUCACAAUCCGAGGGAAGGUCAAAUUAAACACAUCCCCGAUUUAAAAACAAGGGCUAAGCAACCGCUUUUGGCCCUCCCCAGGUUGUUAUUUUUUUUCCCCUCUGGACUUAUUUUCCUUACAAGCCACUUGAAAUGAUCAGAAAAACUAUACAAAGAAAAAGAAUAUUGUUUCUCUAAAAUAAGAGAAUUUGCAUAGUGCUUGAUAAGCCGUAUAAGGAAUAACUGGCUCGAUGCCAUCUGCUGGCAGAGUUGAGAACUGCUCUGCCCACUGGUGAAACCGGUGCUUUUAGUUCAUUCAUGCCUUAUGCCCAUUUCAGCCAGCAUCACGACAGGGCAUAGCCGUAUCAUAGACGCCUCGCAAUCCAGUUAUUUUAGACGAGAAUAUUCACAAAUAUUUCUUUGCGACAGUCCUGGGGACUAAUGUUUUGAACAUUAGCAGUUUAUAUCACGUAAACUGUACAUAGGUCUGAUCAGUGCCAAGUUACAAGCGCAUUCUGCUUAGACAAUGUUGUUGACACUUUUUUCUUUCAAUCUUCUCUAAAGUCUCAAAUGGAGAGGUUAAAGUAUAGAGGUCUAGCCUCAGGUUUAUUUAUAACCUCAAUUUAUAUGUGAUGACAAUUAAAAAAAACUUUGCCCUGUGAAGCACUUUUUAAUGUGUUGUAAUUGCCUUAAUUCUGGUAUGUAUCCAAUAUUCAUGAAUCAACCAGAGCAGAUAGUGUGGAUAGUGUGGCAAUUGUUAUGUCUCGUGUAAAUGUGCAGCAGUCAUACUCCAUGCCGUAUCGCUUUUCAGGUAACUGUAAUAACCGAUGCAUUCGAAUCACAGUGCCCUUAUGAACUGAACUAGAAAUCCUCUGCGUGGAAGUGUGCGCAUGUGUUAAAUGUCUGAUAAACCCUGACAGAACUUCCUCGUGAAAAUGUUGAUGUGCUUUGGUGAGCGCAUGUCAUCUCUGUGCAACUGUGCAUAUACCAGGUUCACAUAAUGGGAACAAUAUUCUUUUUGUGUUUAAAAAAGUCCACAUGAAAGGAUGUAAUGCAAGUAUGUUUUUAGAAUAUGUGUGUAGUUUUCCCUCCGAGUCCUUCCACAUUCACUAUAUAAUAUCAUUUAAUCAUGAUUUGAUUUAAAAUGCUAAUCCUGCAACAUGUAUUAUCUCAUUUAGACUGAAGUACUGUAUAUGCUAUUUUUGUAUUUAUGAAAAUCCUUCAAAUCUCUUUCAAAAAUAAAGUUGGGUGAAGUGUCUGAAUAAUAUUAUCUCUAACAAAAUCAGUGGACCUGUCUGUUCUGUUGGUUGGUUUGUGAGUUCAGUGUGAUAUGCCACUGACCUCAAAGGUUAAAUGAAUAUUUUUGGUAUUACUUCCUUUUUAUUGAUCGCAAAAAAAGUUGGGUAAAGUCGAGCGAACUGCUUUUUGGCAAAUGAAGCAUGUCGUCUCAGUAAUCUGUUCUUGUUAAAAACUGCACAAUAUUGCAUUACAAAUAUAUGGACGGUUUCAUGAUCGAA
Triplophysa rosa is the source of this 2347-nucleotide messenger RNA. RefSeq lists its product as uncharacterized. Lineage: Eukaryota; Metazoa; Chordata; Actinopteri; Cypriniformes; Nemacheilidae. The transcript has 5 exons. The coding region runs from base 369 to 878 and encodes 169 amino acids. The record is from RefSeq and is a predicted model, not a curated record.